AUGGAGAAGUUUGAAUAUCAAGAUCUACCCGGCGAGGACCACAUCCGCAUUAUGGAGUUACUUCCAGGUACAAACGAUGACCGAAUCCAGAUUCAUCUCGCUUCGGAGCUUCGUCAAGAUACCAUCGACACAUAUGCUGCUAUAUCGUACACUUGGGAUACUCUUCUGGACCCCAUUGAGAUCAUCUGCUGUAACAAACUUAUGUUCAUUUCAGCCAAUCUAGCUGAUGCUCUGAGGGCGAUUAGAAGUAAGAAGUCCGAGGCUUCACUCCGGCUCUGGGCGGACGCUAUAUGCAUAGAUCAAAGGAGUGACAGCGAGGAGAAAAAUCAUCAAGUCAAGCAUAUGGGUGAAAUUUACAAAAAUGCCCAAAAAGUCUUUGUCUGGCUGGGCUCCGACAAGGACGGGAUUGCAAAGGACUGUUUUGACAUGCUGAAGAGCUGGAAUCUGUACCUGGACAAACAGUUAGACGUCUACAAGAAGCCUCGGAAGAUCCCGCCCCUCCAACCUCCGCGGCACCUUUGCAACGAUGCAAAGCAAGGGGAGAAGCUGACGAAGCUCAUGGGGCUCCCUUGGUUUCGACGUGUCUGGGUCCUUCAGGAGGCAGCUCUCGCCCAGGAAUGUCAGCUGCAUUGGGGCAAUCACAACAUCAGCCUCGCGGAGCUGAUGGAAUUUGCCUGCUUCUUUGAUGGGCGGCCCGAGAUUGCUCGAUUGGUGGGUGUUGAUGAGUCGACUUUCCGACUUUGGAGGAUUGUCUUUUCUUGUGUCUACCGCACGUACGGCAACCCGAAAUCGUGGAGAUCCGACAAGCCUUUGAUUAAAGCCUUGAACGAAAAACAUGGUCCCCGUUCUGGACUUCUCCUGGAUAUAUUGCAGGUUGGCAAAUCAUUCUCCGCAACAUGUGCGGGCGAUCACAUUUACGCCUUUUUGGGAAAUCCUCUAGCCUUCUCUGAUGAUGGUAGGCUAUUCUUGGAGCCGGACUAUAACAAGGAAGAAGGCGAGAUCUGCUUUGAUGCUGCAGUCGCGUUCUUGAAGUGUAGACGUGAAGCAGGUUAUCUUCUUUGUUUUGUGCAGCACAGUUCUGCAGACGAAGUCACUGGGAACAGUCGGCCAUCAUGGAUUCCGAGAUGGACGAAUCCUGUGACAGACCGGACGCCGUGGUUCACGAUCGGAAACCUGGGUCUGUCCUUCAAUGCCGGUGGGUCUGUCGAUAGGCUGCAAUACCGGGUCGAGAGCGGUCUCGGUGCCGAGAGGCUUCUGACUGUGGAGGGACUUGUGUUCGAUCAUCUGUCUUGGACAUCCGACGUUCUCGAGCCCGAAAAUUUUGCUGUCCACUCUCGUCCGCGGAAUAUUAAGCCUCGUACCUCGCAACUGACAUGUAUUGACGAGUUGUGGAACGCUGCUUUGCUCGCCUACAGACGACUAUCUGUCCCCACGGAGGUAUCCGAAAGUAGUCUAUUUUACGAAGACUACAGCUACACUCUUGUCACAGGCUACAGAAAUGGCAGUCUUAUCAAUUUGAGAGACCACCGAAAGUGGUUCGACGCAUAUCUCCAAGCUCUUCGGGAGCCGGGCCGUCCCAGGAACCGCAAUGACACCAGUUUACCAUCCCGAAAUCAGGCAGACGAUGAUUCCCGUUAUGAGAUGAAUAUGAAAAAUUGUAGGAAUCAGAGGCUGGCCCUGACACGACUCGGCCGGUUCGCUUUAGUCCCACAAUUCGCAGAGCCGGGAGAUACUUGCUGCGUUUUUCUGGGAAUGGUAACGCCGUUUAUUGUGCGGGCGGCGGAAAUGGCAAAUAUUGACGGGCGCAGACAUCAUCAUCUCGUCGGGGAAGCUUAUGUCUACGGUGUUAUGCAAGGCGAAUUGGUGAACACGCUCGAUCGCGCAGACAUUGAGAAGGAGGAAAUUGUCCUGGUGUAA
Cladophialophora psammophila CBS 110553 is the source of this 1917-nucleotide messenger RNA. RefSeq lists its product as uncharacterized. The coding region runs from base 1 to 1917 and encodes 638 amino acids. The transcript has a single exon. The record is from RefSeq and is a predicted model, not a curated record. Lineage: Eukaryota; Fungi; Ascomycota; Eurotiomycetes; Chaetothyriales; Herpotrichiellaceae.